Messenger RNA from Huiozyma naganishii CBS 8797, 1362 nucleotides. RefSeq names its product Pex3p (gene PEX3). The record is from RefSeq and is a predicted model, not a curated record. Gene Ontology annotation, biological process: protein import into peroxisome membrane. Bases 1 to 1362 code for a protein of 453 amino acids. The transcript has a single exon. Gene Ontology annotation, molecular function: protein-macromolecule adaptor activity. NCBI's taxonomy places the organism in Eukaryota, Fungi, Ascomycota, Saccharomycetes, Saccharomycetales, Saccharomycetaceae. Gene Ontology annotation, cellular component: peroxisomal membrane.
AUGGCAUCCCGUGACAGUCGGCGCGGUGGACGUUCCUGGUUGUGGACGGGCGGUGUGCUCUUUGUAGGCGCUGUUUCAGUCGGUACGGUCGUGUGGCGGCGGUGGUUGGAGCGGCGGGUCCGAGAGAGGGAGGCUGCUGCUGUGAUGAGGGUGAAGGUCAGGGACAGGUUUGAGGCGACGCAGAGGGAAGUUGUUGCCGCGGUGAGGGCUCUGGUCCCCGUGUUGGAGGAUUGUGUAGCGUGGGGUCCCUGCGGCGGUGCCGGCGAUGCGGAGGGUCCCCUGCCGCUGGACGUCGAGGCGCUGUUUGCACAGUUGAAGAGGGCCAGGGCCGUGGGCGGCGGCGGCGGCGGCGGCGGUGAUGUGUUGAAGAACGAGCUGUGGGAAGAAUUGAAGCUUGCCGCGGUGAUGAAGCUCGUUAUGGUCGCGUAUACGGUCUCCGCGCUGACUUUGCUCACGAAGGUGCAGUUGAACUUGCUCAGCAGGAGACAGUACUUUGAGUUGCUCGCUGAGGUUACGCGAGGGGAAGACAGUGGGUCGUGGUCUUCUACAGUGGCUUCGUGGGUAUGCAAUUGGCGCCGUGGCAGUGAGCCUGCCUCCACAAUGAGUGCAGACUCUGCAGGUGAUGAGCACCGCUACGCGAACGAGAGGGCGUUCCUGUCGCUGUCCUGGUGGACGAUCAACCGAGGAUGGUCGUCCCUGCACUCUGCCGUGGAGACCGCAGUCGCCCGCGAGUUUGGUGACGUGCCCGUCCGUGGGACACUCGCUUUGGAUGAGUACGCACAGCGGUUGUCUCGUGUGUUCCAACACUGCAACGGGCUGUUGCUUGAAAGGGGGGCAGUCCCAUUUCAAGGACCGAUACUUGGGUCACUGUUGCUGCCAGAUGACACGAUGCAGUCGUUCGUGUUGGCGCAGACUCUCGAGGAGACAACUCUCGGGAAGUUAGAGCAAGAUGGGGACACACUAUUCGAGCAGCUCGUCGCGGAGACCCGUGGUAUAGUGAACCAAGCGACUGGGCAAGACGGUGACGCGGCGAUUGUGUUCGAGCAGCUUGUGCAGGAGUCGUACCAGUACAUCCUGGAGUGUAUUGCGCAGGGAAUUGCCAAGAAGAACAAGAGACCGGAGACUGGUGGAGACACUGUCAACGCGGGCACCACCACCAGUGCACAGAUGGCCGUGUUUGCCGUAGUGGGCAAGGAAGUGUGUCGUGGGCUGCUCGACACAGCGGUGGUUCCUGGGCCGAACCCUGGUCCCAGUCCCGCAGCGUCCGCGGACCAAUUGCUCGCGCGGCUGGACAGCCUCCCACAAUUGGAACAACUCGGCGCAGCUGUCUUCACGGGCACAGACCAACACCACCAGCGGUAA